This is a messenger RNA of Misgurnus anguillicaudatus (oriental weatherfish), 1060 nucleotides long. It is a transcript of the gene rgs5b, whose product is annotated as regulator of G protein signaling 5b. The record is from RefSeq and is a predicted model, not a curated record. NCBI's taxonomy places the organism in Eukaryota, Metazoa, Chordata, Actinopteri, Cypriniformes, Cobitidae.
ACUGCUGACAUUAAGACAGAUUCAAAAGUCUCAGACAAGACCAGUUGUUCGACAACCACUUCUGGAGAAUAGUGGGACAUCAUUAGACCUUUUAGCAUGUGUCGAUCACUCGAGCAUCUGCCAAUCACCUGUCUGGAAAGGGCAAAGGAGCUAAAAGCUCGGUUUGGAAGUUUUCUCCUCAAGCAAGAGCUGUACAUGGGCCAUUCUCAUAAAACCGACAAACUAUCUCAGGAGGACAGACACAAAUGGAGUCAGUCUUUCCACGACCUCCUGGCUCACAAAGAUGGACUGUGUGCAUUCAGAGCGUUCCUUUCAUCUGAGUACAGCGAGGAAAACAUUGCAUUUUAUUUGGCCUGUGAGGACUACAAGAACACAAAGCCCUCGUCCAAGCUGUGCGCCAAGGCCAUAAAAAUCUAUGAGGAGUUCAUUUGCAGUGACGCACCGAAAGAGGUUAAUCUUGACCACGAAACCAAAACAAUCACCAAGAAGAAUAUGGAGGACCCCACCUUCACCUGCUUUAACCUAGCCCAGAGUAAAAUUUACACCCUGAUGGAGAAAGAUUGCUACCCUCGUUUCCUCAAGUCAACAGUCUACCAGGAACUCAUCACACAACAUGUGGGCUAAACAACUCAUGGCUGAAGCGCAUCCGGAUCUUGACACAACAGCAUUGGAAUGUGUCACGGACAAACACAGCGUUUGUGGGACGUUACGGGCUGGUGAAAUAUCUGACUCUGUUUCAUGAGGUUCAGAAACCCGAACACAAAAAGCAGACUGGAAAGUAGCGUGAUGCUCAGGCUUUGGAAAUAUGAAAAUAUUGUUUCUAUGAAUACAGUAAUGAAGCGCACAAGAAGGUCAAGUUUGUACUGUAGCACUGUGAAUGUGUAAUGACUUUUGCACUUUUAUGGUUUUUUGUCUUUUAUGUAUGUGUUUUGUAUUGCCUGAUGAGUAUUUAUUUCGACUGAGUUACAUUGCGAAUACUUUUAUUUAUAUUGAAUGAAUGAAUGUGGGUUAUUUAUUGAACAUUCCUGUGAAACGAAAACUAUAAAAAUGUUUGAAUAAA